GUUUUCCUUGUUGUUCUCAUCUUGGACUGACUCUGCAAUAACAUCUUGGACUGAACCUGCAAUAAUGGCUGCCAACACAAAUAUGGAGUAUCGCUUUUUGGGCCGUAGUGGGCUAAAGGUUUCCGUAUUCUCUCUGGGAGGAUGGGUUACCUUUGGGGGACAAGUUGGUAAUGAAGCAACUUUCUCGUGUAUGAAAGCCGCCUAUGAUGCAGGCAUCAACUUUUUUGACAAUGCCGAAGUAUACGCUGGAGGUGAAAGUGAACGUGCUAUGGGACUCGCGAUCAAGCAUUUUGGCUGGAAGCGCAGUGAUCUGGUGAUCUCUACAAAGAUUUACUGGGGUGGAAAAGGGCCCAACGACACAGGUCUCUCCCGCAAGCACAUUGUCGAGGGAACAAAGGCUGCUCUUGAGCGUCUCCAGCUGGACUACGUGGAUCUUAUCUUUGCCCACCGUCCGGACAACUUGACCCCUAUGGAGGAAAUAGUUCGCGCUUUCAACUGGGUGAUUGAAAAGGGUUACGCAUUUUACUGGGGUACCAGCGAAUGGUCCGCGGAGCAGAUCAGCGACGCCCAUCGGAUCGCUGAGAAACUUGGUCUUAUUGGACCUUUGAUGGAGCAACCCCAAUACAACAUGUUCCACCGUGAGAGGUUCGAGGUCGAGUACGCCCCUCUGUACAAAAAGCACGGUCUAGGAACCACGAUCUGGUCACCCCUUGCCUCUGGUGUCCUGACGGGCAAGUACAACGCCGGGGUCGUCCCAGAUGGUUCUCGUUUUGCCCUAAAGGACAGUGCUGUGAUCCAGCGUAUUAGAGCUAGCGCACUAGACACUGAGGAAGGCAGAACAAAGAUCGCCAAAGUUCAGAAACUCGAGCCGAUUGCUAAAAAGCUUGAUUGCACUCUUGCACAAUUGGCCUUGGCAUGGUGUGCCAAGAACCCCAACGUGUCUACCGUUAUCACUGGUGCUAGUCGACCGGAGCAGGUGGUGGAAAACGUGAAAGCCAUAGAGAUAUUACCUAAGCUUACUCCCGAAAUUUUGGCUGAGAUCGAGGAGAUCCUGGACAAUGCACCAAAGGCUGAUGUGGACCGUUACUAGAAUGUGCACACAUGGCAUGGCCAGAAUGAGACCAGAGGCUGUUUCGACAUUGGCGGUUAAAUAUAUAGUUCUAUGUGGCGAUCUUUAGCAUCGUCGUAUAUGCGUUAGAUAUUUGUCUUCAAGACUAUUAAACUGUUGAACCCACAAAAGUGGAGACGUUUUUCAACAUGUGACCAGAGCAACUUCAAAUCGGA
Molecule: messenger RNA, 1284 nt
Organism: Spizellomyces punctatus DAOM BR117
Lineage: Eukaryota; Fungi; Chytridiomycota; Chytridiomycetes; Spizellomycetales; Spizellomycetaceae
Product: voltage-dependent potassium channel beta subunit
Exons: 10
Coding region: 65-1090 (341 amino acids)
Biological process (GO): potassium ion transport
Cellular component (GO): cytoplasm
Molecular function (GO): voltage-gated potassium channel activity
Source: RefSeq, a predicted model, not a curated record